GAGACCCAUCAUGGGACCGUGUAACCCGCCUCUUUAACAGCAGUGUUUUGGGUCACCUAUGCUGGCAGUAUGGCGGUAGAAACCAUCGCACCUGACUGGGAGUUUGACCGUUUUGACGACGGUUCCCAAAAAAUACACACAGACGUUCAACUGAAGAACUACAGCAAGUUCCUGGAGGAGUACACCUCUCAGCUGAGGGGUAUCGAGGAGGCUCUGGAUGACUCCAUCGGAGACGUGUGGGACUUCACACUGGACCCCAUCGCCCUGAAGCUUCUCCCAUACGAGCAGUCGUCCUUAUUGGAGUUAAUUAAAACAGACAACAAGGUUCUGAACAAAGUCAUCACUGUUUAUGCUGCUCUCUGUAGUGAAGUGAAGAAGCUCAAGUAUGAGGCAGAAACCAAGUUCUACAAUGGCUUAUUGUACUAUGGAGAGGGAGUGUCUGACACCAGCGUUGUUGAAGGAGAGUCCCAGAUUCAAAUGGGCCGAUUUAUCUCAUUCCUUCAGGAACUCUCCUGUUUUGUGUCAAGAUGUUAUGAAGUGGUGGUCAACAUUGUUCAUCAGCUGGCUGCCCUCUACAACAGCAACAAGGGUACAACAAAAAUCAUUGAGUCGUCAGGUGUCCAUUUCCAGACCGUGUACGAACACCUCGGGGAGUUGUUGGUGGUUCUGCUCACACUCGAUGAGAUAAUGGAAAAUCACGGCACACUGAAAGAUCACUGGAAGAUGUAUAAAAGGUUGUUGAAAUCUGUGCACCAUAACCCGGGGAAAUUCUCCAUUCCUGAAGAGAAGCUGAAACCAUUUGAGAAGCUGCUGCUGAAGCUUGAGGGGCAGAUGCUGGAUGGCAUGAUAUUGCAGGCCUGUGUGGAGCAGAGAUUCGAUGAUCCCGGGGAAGGAGUAGCUGUCUCCAAAAACAGUGCCUUUGCCGAGGAGUUUGCCUUCAACAUUCGCACCAUUUUCACCAAUGUUGAGUCCAAAAUUGGUGAACCUUCAGAGAUUGACCAGAGGGAUAAGUAUGCCAGCGUCUGUGGUCUAUAUGUGCUUCACUUUCACAUCUUCAGGAGUGUCGACAAGAAGUUCUACAAGGCGCUGCUUGACAUCUGUAAAAAGGUUCCAGCUGUCACUCUGACUGCAAACAUCAUCUGGUUUCCCGACACUUUCCUCAUUGCUAAGGUCCCAGCCGCAGCCAAGCUGAUGGAUAAGAAGAGUCUGCAGGCGAUCAGAGCGCAAAGAGACACCUACCUGCAGCAAAGAGCUCAGACACUAACGAAGGAUGUGCAGUCCUACUACGUGUUUGUAACUUCCUGGAUGAUGAAGAUGGAGUCCAUCUUGUCCACGGAGCAUAAGGGCGACAAGUUGGCAGAAGACCUGAACAGCAGGUGUAAUGUGUUUGUACAGGGCAUCCUGUAUGCAUACAGCAUCGGCACCAUUAUCAAAACCACGAUGAACAUGUACAUGUCGAUGCAGCGGCCCAUGACCAAGACCUCUGUCAAAGCUCUGUGUCGACUCGUUGAAUUGCUCAAGGCUGUGGAGCACAUGUUUCACAGGCGGUCCAUGGUUGUAGCGGACUCCGUUUCUCACAUCACUCAGCAGCUGCAGUCGCAGGCCCUCAACGCCAUCGGUGUCGCCAGGAAAAGGGUGAUCUCUGACAAGAAGUACAGCGAGCAGAGGCUGGACGUGCUGUCGUCCUUGGUUCUGGCAGAAAAUGCCUUGAGUGGGCCGAGCACAAAGGAGCGACGACUGGUGGUGUCUCUGGCACUGUGUGUCGGCACUCAGCUGAAAACGUUCAAAGAUGAGGAGCUGCUUCCACUGCAGCUCGUGUUGAAGAAGCUGGAUCUGAUCAGUGAGCUGAGUGAGAGGGUCAAGCUGCAGUGUGACUGUAGUUUCCUCUACUGGCACCGAGCUGUGUUUCCCAUCUACCUAGACGACGUAUACGACUAUGCCGUGGACGCAGCACGAAUACACUACAUGUUUAGUGCACUGAGGGACAGCGUGCCCUCCAUGUUGUACGCCAAACACAUGGAGUCAUGUGACCAGCUACUGGAGAGCUACGACAAGGAGAUCAUGGACGUGUUCAACGAGCACCUGCUGGACAAGCUGUGUAAGGAGAUAGAGAAGGACCUGCGUCUCUCCGUCCACACCCAUCUGAAGCUGGACGACAGGAACCCGUUCAAAGUUGGCAUGAAGGACCUGGCCCACUUCUUCUCCCUCAAACCCAUCCGAUUCUUCAACCGCUUCAUCCUCAUCAAAGCCUAUGUGACCCACUACCUGGAUAAAACCUUCUACAACCUGACCACGGUCGCUCUCCAUGACUGGGCCACCUACAGUGAGAUGAGAAACCUCGCCACGCAGCGCUAUGGGCUCACGAUGACGGAGGCACACUUGCCCAGCCAGACCCUGGAGCAGGGUCUGGACGUUCUGGAGAUCAUGAGGAACAUUCACGUUUUUGUCUCGCGCUACCUUUAUAACCUCAACAACCAGAUCUUCGUAGAGAAGGCCAGUAACAACAAGCACCUGAACACCAUCAACAUCCGUCACAUCGCCAACUCCAUCCGGACCCACGGCACAGGCAUUAUGAACACCACGGUGAAUUUCACAUACCAGUUCCUGCGGAAGAAGUUUUACAUCUUCAGUCAAUUCAUGUACGACGAACACAUCAAGUCCAGACUCAUCAAGGACAUUCGCUUCUUCAGAGAAACAAAGGACCAGUCUGAUCAGAAGUAUCCAUUCGAGCGAGCGGAGAAGUUUAACCGCGGCAUCAGGAAGCUGGGCAUCACUCCCGACGGCCAGAGCUACCUGGACCAGUUCAGACAGCUCAUCAGCCAGAUUGGCAACGCCAUGGGCUAUGUGCGUAUGAUCCGCUCUGGAGGCCUCCACUGUUGCAGCAGUGCCAUCAGGUUUGUGCCCGACCUGGAGGAUAUAGUCAACUUUGAGGAGCUGGUGAAAGAGGAGGGACUGUCAGAGGAGACCCAGAAAGCUGCCAGUGUCCUAGAUUCAGUGUUGGGAGAUCUGACCAGCAACUCUGCCGAGGGCACGGAGUACUUCAAGAUGCUGGUGGCCGUGUUUGCGCCUGAGUUUCGCAGUGCCAAGAAUAUGCACCUGAGGAACUUCUACAUGAUCGUACCCCCACUGACGGUGAAUUUUGUGGAGCAUUCCAUCAGCUGCAAAGAGAAACUCAACAAAAAGAACAAAACUGGAGCUGCGUUCACAGAUGACGGCUUUGCUAUGGGUGUGGCGUACAUCCUGAAGCUGCUGGACCAGUACCUGGAAUUUGACUCCCUGCACUGGUUUCAGGCCGUCAGAGAUAAGUACAAGAAAGAGAUGAAGGCUGUGGUGAAGGAGCAGAGCGUCCAGAGUGCCAGCCAGGAUGAAAAGUUGCUGCAAACGAUGAACCUUACUCAGAAGAGGCUGGAUGGCUACCUUCAGGAGUUUGAGCUGCUCCACUUCUCGCUGAGCAGCGCGCGGAUCUUCUUCAGAGCAGACAAGACUGCAGCCGAGGAGACUCAGGAGAAGAAAGAGAAAGCAGGAGGUCCUCCAGAUGUCUCAACCCUCACUGAACCCAUCUCAAAGUGACCGUCGCUGUGAGAACAGCAGAUCAGUGUUCAUAACUCGAGGAAUGUAAAGUGAGGCUCGCUAGAAGAGAAGAUCUGAUAUCGUUUCUCUUUACAAUAAUGACAAAACAAUCAUCUUACGUUCGAGACUGAAUGUGUACUUAAAGUGCUGCUGCAGGAAGUGUCUUCUUUUGUUUCCAUUCUACAGAAACAUAACACCUCUUUAUAGUGUUUGCAACAUCUAAUAAAUUCAAUUUGAAUUUGUAGCAUUUAUGCAAGCGACGGCAAUUAGAAAGGGUCAGGUGGUGUAACAAGUGUAAUGUAAAAGUCAAUGCUUUCUUCCGCCACACUGCCUUUUAAUACUUGUAGUCCGGAUGGACUGGAGUGGUUUCUCUCCAGUAGAAGGCUCAGCUGUGCGUGUCCUCUGCUCCUCACAAACACAACCUGUGACCGACUUGAGUCUGUUUUGAUUUCAAUACUUUGCGACAUCUUUGUUUUUGUCUUAUUUCCUAAUUGUGAUUGAUUGUCCAUGGCCUUUAACGGCAGCACUUAGAAUUUUUUCAAUGAAUAAUCUUUUCAUGUUCAUGUGCCAUAUUUGUCAACUUCUAUUUUUUUUUUUUUAUCCAUUGUAUAAGUUGUGUAUGUGCCUUUCUAAACUGUUUCAACAACUUUAAUUAAUUUAGAAAUAAUCCUGAUCUGUAAGUGUAGCGUAGUACAAACGUGUCUUUAUUUAUCUGCAGCACUGAAGAUGUUACUUUUGUAUCUAUCAUGUGUUACAUGUGAAAAUCAGGCCAGAAUUUGGUCAAAAUGACAUCCCAUGAAUUGACUUGCUUGAAGAGAAAGUUCUGUAAAGUUUUUGAAGAAUAAUAAAUCUUGCACUUUCAACAGAA
Anarrhichthys ocellatus (wolf-eel) is the source of this 4438-nucleotide messenger RNA. It is a transcript of the gene washc4, whose product is annotated as WASH complex subunit 4. Gene Ontology annotation, cellular component: endosome; WASH complex. Gene Ontology annotation, biological process: endosome organization; endosomal transport. NCBI's taxonomy places the organism in Eukaryota, Metazoa, Chordata, Actinopteri, Perciformes, Anarhichadidae. The transcript has 33 exons. The coding region runs from base 70 to 3570 and encodes 1166 amino acids. The record is from RefSeq and is a predicted model, not a curated record.